CGUCCACGUGAGGUUGUGAAGCGUGUGUUGCCGCUGGUCAGGGUAAAAAUGUUUUCAUAAAGAAACAGUUAGCAAACGCAGACGGUUUAAGUAAGAAUCGUUCAAGAUCAGUUUUUGCCCGUGGGCAAUAAUUUUGUUUUGCGGAACAAAGGACACAUAAAGUGUGCAGAAGUGCCUGAGAGAGGAUGGCAGAGGAUGGCCCCUCUAGGACCCCAACACCCAGCCCUGCUGGCAGGGGGUUGCUGGUGGGACGCAGGCUACCUGCCACACUGUCCCCAGGCCGUCUGCCCACCAUGCGGUCACGAGACCUCACCCUCGGAGGGGUGAAGAAGAAAACCUUCACCCCUAACAUCAUUGGCCGCAAAGCUAAAGAAGAGCAGAAAGUGGAGAGUGGACAGAGGCAGGAGAGAAAGGAGGCAGACAGAGGUCGCCAGAGGGAUGGGCGUGGCAGGGGCCGGGGGCGCCCUGAGGUCAUCCAGUCACAUUCCAUCUUUGAGCAGGGGCCAGCGGAGAUGAUGUUAAGAAAGAAAGGCACCUGGGAUGGGGAGAGAGACACCCCGAACAUGGGCCCCUCUCCCAUCAUCAACAUCAAGAAGGAGAAGAGGGAAACUGAGGAGGAGACCAAGGAGAUAUUGCGCAAGCUGGAGCGAGACAAUUUCCUGGAUGACCCUCACUUGCAGAAUGAGAUGAGGAGCUGUCCUGUACAGCUGCCCCUGGCCGUAUCGGGCUGGGUCUUCAAGGAGGAGUUUGGUGAGGACGCCCCUAAAGGGAGCCUCAAGGCAGAGGAGUUGAAGACUGAGGAGGAGGGCGAUGGAAUGGACGUGGAGUAUCGAGACACCAAAGUCAAAGUAAAGGAGGAGCCUGCAGAUUUUCCAGAGGUCAAGAAAGUGGAGCCCACCUUCAAGCCUCCGCCUAUCCCAGAGCCCAAGUCACUACCGGAGUUGCUCAAUAGCUGGAGCCACUCUAAAGGGGAGGAGCUGCUCUUUAUGCAACUACCUGAUUCGCUGCCAGGGCAGCCACCGACACAGGAGACUAGGCCAGUCAGGACAGAAGUGCAGUCUGAAGAUGGCCAAUCAGUGCUUGUGAGGACUGAAAACAGCCAGGAAGAGCUGCAGGAGAAUACCUGCUGUUUGAGUGAUCUCCAGGAGGGACUAGUGGGUCGAUUGCUGGUGCGGAAGUCUGGGAAAGUUCAACUCAUCCUAGGGCAUAUUACCCUGGACUUGGCCUUAGGGACACCCUGCGCCUUCCUGCAGGAGCUGGUGUCAGUGGGAACAGGAGAAGGCAGGACUGGAGAUCUUUCUGUGCUGGGACACAUCAAACACAAACUGGUCUGCUCACCUGACUUCCAGGCCCUGCUGGAAAACAGGGCAUGAGUGCCUUGGAGCUGCAGCACGCAUAGCGGGUCCCUGACCACCAGAGUCACGAGAUGCUGAUCGCCAGUGUUUGCCAAAUCCUGCCAAAUCAACCCACAUGUGAUCACUCAUAAUACCAAGAUCCCGGAUAGGCUUCAUGUCCCGCAGCUCAGACCUGGCAGGACAGCAGUGCUGCAUUCACCGUGGUUUCCAUUAAAGAGACUAUGUGAUUUCAAGAAGGGGGAAAUUGUCAAGUAUAACGUGACAGAUGGUGGAUGAACAAAUUAGAACGUUACUAUUUAUUUAUUUUUCUCUGCACGGUGAAGUGGGGAGAGAGAGCUCGUUUUUAGAUGGGGUUUUUUUUUUCGUUCAAGUGUUUAAAAAUAAUGGAACUGAUACUAGGGAAGGGACAAAAGGGGAAUAAAGUUUCACACUGUGUUAAGACAGAGCAGUGCCAAGUAGUUUUUCCACUACUGGUAUUUGAUCUAAAGAUGGCAAUAGUAUGGCCUCUUAGCAUCCACCAUAUGUCAGGGAUAGUGAGGUGAUGGUUGAGGGGAAAUAAGGAGCAAGAGCAUGGUACUCCCAAUUUACUUUUGCAUACAGAAAUUGGCAUCUAAUUUCUCCUCCUACUCUGCUUGUGGGAAGUCAGAAGUGGGGUAGGGUGAAGGUGUAGUGACCUUGGCUGUUAGACAUCACAUUCCCAUAGCUUCCUUGGCUUGCCAUGCAGGCUGCUCCUCUUGCUUGUCACAGUAAAGCUGAUCUUUGCUGAUCAGAGAUCAGCACUGUAAAGAGGAGUCAGGAGUGAGGGAGCAGACCGCAGUGGGGCAACUCACACUCACCACAAUGUACAAGUGUUUUUGUCAAUAAAUAUGGACACUCUGUAUUCUUUGUACUUCAUUUAUUUCUCUGUCUGAUGCUUCG
This is a messenger RNA of Megalops cyprinoides (Indo-Pacific tarpon), 2273 nucleotides long. RefSeq names its product polymerase (RNA) III (DNA directed) polypeptide D (gene polr3d). The transcript is spliced from 9 exons. Lineage: Eukaryota; Metazoa; Chordata; Actinopteri; Elopiformes; Megalopidae. The record is from RefSeq and is a predicted model, not a curated record. The coding region runs from base 186 to 1373 and encodes 395 amino acids. Gene Ontology annotation, biological process: transcription by RNA polymerase III. Gene Ontology annotation, cellular component: RNA polymerase III complex. Gene Ontology annotation, molecular function: DNA binding.